UGGUUUCAGAAAAGAAAUCCUUGAUCCAUUGAAACCAUAGAUUGUGUCUGAAUAUUACAAACAUGUAUGAGAACAUUCUUUCAAAAAAAAAAAAUGUUAAUCUCACCCUUCACUAGUGAUAAAGAACCCCUCUCCCCUUAAAAUAAAAAAAUAAUAAAAACAAAAAUGAAAAAAAGAAAGAAAGAAAGAAAGAAAGAUCGUAGUAGGAAUCCAUCCUACUAUCUUAUAAGUAGAAUUCAUUAAAAUCUCUUUCUUUCUUUUCAAUAUUCCACAUUAUAUAAUUUACUAAUUUUGUACUUGUUCGUAGUAAUUAAAGACAGAUUUUUUUUUUUUUUUUUUUUAUGAAUCUUAAAGACAUUGUUUUUGGGCAAAAAGUCUGUUCUAUUGGCCAAGAAGAGUCCAAAAGCUUGGGGGUUACUGUUUCCUAUAUAAGUUGCCAGAGCUUCCAUGCCAGGCUUUAAUCCAAACGACCCUUCUUCUCUUUCUCACUUUUUGCUCUCCUGACUUGUCUGUCAAUCCAAUAAUAUUGAAUAUUCAGAUCCCUGAGCAAAAGGGUCUGUGCAGGGGAAAUAGAGCCAGUGAGAGCAAAGGAGGUCAGAGCUUUUCCCUUUUUACUAAUGGACUCCUCCAUUCUUCUAUCCGACACUAUCGUUGCCGCUCGCCUCUGUUCUCCAUCCUCCUCUUCUUCCACCCUUCGUCAGUAUCUGCCAUGCCUCCUCUUUUCUCCGUGCACUCUCCCUCCCUCUCUUACUAUAUCCCUAUGUCCUCGUCCAGAUGUCCACAAUCGCUCAGUUCGACUCCACAAGCCCUGUGUUGUUGCUGGGAGCGGCGCUUUGAUGGCUAACGAUGUGCCGCCAAGAAAUGGAGUGUAUACAGUGUCUGAUUUUAUGACCAGAAAAGAGAAUUUACAUGUUGUUAAGCCUAGUACACCAGUUGAUGAAGCAUUGGAGGCCCUUGUUAAAAACAAGAUUAGUGGUUUUCCUGUGAUUGAUGAUGAGUGGAACUUGGUUGGUGUAGUUUCUGAUUAUGACUUGCUAGCACUGGACUCCAUAUCAGGUGGUGGACUAUCUGAUACAAGCAUGUUUCCUGAAGUCGAUAGCUCUUGGAAAACAUUCAACGAGAUACAGAAGUUGCUCAGAAAGACCAAUGGGAAGGUCAUUGGUGAUGUGAUGACACCUGCCCCUCUUGUUGUUCGUGAAACUACCAACCUUGAAGAUGCUGCUAGAUUAUUGCUUGAAACAAAGUACCAUCGUUUUCCUGUUGUCAACAGCAAGGGGAAGCUGGUUGGAAUUAUUACGAGGGGAAAUGUUGUUAGAGCAGCGCUUCAGCUAAAACAUGCUAGUCAAAAGAAAGAAUGAUUCCAUUGAUGGGAAGGGAUUGUAUUUUGAUGUGAACCACUUUAGCUGGUUAAUGGUGCAUCUCUGGCCUUCAUCCAAGUGGUUGUCCCCAAAGGAAUUUGUUGAGCCAACUAGGGGAUUCAUCGGACAGAAGACUAAUGGCUCUUCCAUUUUGACCUCAUAAGUAUUUAUCUUUAUCAUCGCUGGGCUCUUUAUAUGUAUAAUCUUCAGUUAAAGUUGAGUUUUUCAUUUUAUAUGUAUAGUCUUUAGUUUAAGCUGCUUCUUUUUUUUUUGGUUCGAAGGUGUAUAGGGAGUAAGAGAAAAAGAGGGGGUGGGGGGUGGUGGUGGUUUUGUCAUGGGCUUAUCCUUAUCAUAUAGAUGCAAGUGCAUGUAGAUAUAGAAGGCUUGGAUAAAUAUUAUGUAUUGUGUAUUGACAUUUUUUGUAAUAGUUUGUUAUAUCCACCUUGAUUU
Molecule: messenger RNA, 1808 nt
Organism: Macadamia integrifolia
Lineage: Eukaryota; Viridiplantae; Streptophyta; Magnoliopsida; Proteales; Proteaceae
Product: CBS domain-containing protein CBSX1, chloroplastic-like
Exons: 8
Coding region: 618-1358 (246 amino acids)
Source: RefSeq, a predicted model, not a curated record